CGUUUCCGAAAUGCUAUUAUUGUAAAGCGCAACAAUAAUUUGCGAUUGACACACAAUAUCAUUCCGUUGUAUUAUGAAUAAACAGCUAGAUCGAAUCAAAUUUUAAGUCUUGCGAGUUGCGAAUGUUUUUAUGAUCGUGGAAGCUGUGCGAACAAUUGACUUCUUCAGGAAAUUUUAGUCAUAUCAUUUCGAGUGACCAGUAUUGGUAGAAAACAUGUGGCAAUGCAGUAUUGUGAAUGGAAAACAUGUGGCAGUUCGAUAUUAUUGUGAGUGGUAAACAAAUGUGAAUAUUGCAGGCAGGAGUUCUACUUUGGGUAAAACGGGGAGACGCAGGAUAUUAUUUUGAAUUCCAAUCAUGGAUCUGAACUCGAGCUUAUCAACGUUGAGCAAGAAAGUUGGCAAAACAAUUGACAAGAUUCGAAAUAAUGAAUCAUCAGAUGUUAUAUGUACUAGUCCUAAUGCAAACAUUAAAAGCAAGAAAACCGACGAAAUCAGUGAAAUGCAUCGUUUAUUCGAUGAAUAUUGUGAUUCUUGUACCAAAGACGAACUACGAAAUAUAUAUGACGACUAUAAAAUCCUCACCGAUAACCCAGACUCCAAUAAAAAACAGGCUACACUAAAAGGAACUAAAAGAAAGCAGGCCCCAGAAAACUAUAAUCUUAGCGAGAAACAGCUAUUGGAUUAUCUCAUGAUUAUCCAACCAGAUCCAGAAGAAUUCAAAUCAUUUUUGGAUACUUUUCCAACUGAAUCACAUGACGAGGAGGAAAAACAGCCAGAUCCACCUCCGAAAAAAAUUUCAAAUUUCAACAAGGUGAUGAACAUUUUUAGGAGAUCCUCGAGCAAAUCGGAAUCCGAAGACGAAUCUGACAGAAUGAGAUCGAAAAGUUCGUCUACAGGCACAUUGACGAAUAUUUCGAAUUUUUUCAGGAACAAACGUCGAAAACGGAAUACCUCGAACUCUUCUAUAUUCACAACUAGCGAUACUGACUAUGAUAGCGAUGUUUCGAUGACCAGCAUUUCCUCUUUGGACCGAUGUAAAAAAGGCAAUAUCAAGUACUCGAAUUCCUUUCAUCAGACUGAUGCCAGACAUAGAAUCACCGAAGAAAAUUCGCCAACCGCUGAUACAGAUUCUGCAACACAACCUAGCCGACAAGACCAAGAGAAAACUAAGUCCCUAGGUAUCUUCAGUUUCAAGCCUUUUAGAUCGAAAUUUUCCAUUCAGGAUGCCGACGUGAAAUCAGGAAAACGAACGAGGGAAUUUGAAGGGAACGAAAGAAUCGUUAAAAGAAACGUCGAUUGGUGUGAAAAUAGAAAUUCAGGUGAUAUCAGAGACACUUGUGAACGAAUGAACAAGAUGCACAUCACUAGAACAAAAAGUUCAUAUGCCAGAGAAUUUAAGUAUGUGAGAUUUAAAGUUCCCGACUUGAAAUCAAUAGGUGUUAAGGUCGAAGUGAAACAAGAGAAAGGGCAAGUUACCACCACUGUUAUAACCGAGAUUAUUGAAGACUCUGUUGCUUUCCGGAGUGGAAAAUUGGGAGUAGGCGACGAGAUCGUGAAAAUAAAUGGUAAAAAUAUAGAAGAUUUGAUGUCCGGAGCGGAAAAACACAUGUUGGAACCCAAAGGUGGAGAACUGGAACUGCUGAUCUCCAGAUCUUCUUCUGAUAUCAAAAGUAAGGGCUUGAAGAGGACGAGCUCAUUGAAAUUAGAAAACCCAAAUGUUAAAAGAGAGGAAAGGAUUAGAUUAAAUGAAAUCGAAUGCGCAGCUCCCAAAGAAACUGAACAGAAAAUUUCCCUGGGAAAUAUUCUAGGGAACACAUCGAACGAAACUGAAUCAUCUAAUGACAUAUCUUGUAACAAAGAGGAAAUUGAGCCAGUCUCAAAGAAAUUUUGCGACUUCAGGAUUCCCAAAACAUGUACAGAUGACGAAUCAAAAGUAAAAUUAAAGGAUUGUAUAGAAAGUACAGCAAAAGAAAAGAAGCAAUUCAUAUUUAUAAAACCAAAAAAUAGGAAUUGGAGAAAUUCCAGUUUACAAGAAGAUUUAGAAGAAGACGAAACAAGAGUUACAUUUUGUGAGGAGAGAGAUAAGAAGACUAUACAGCAGAUGAAUCUGUUUGCCAGUGACAACCACAAACCUUCAAAUGACAAUUGUAAUAAACAUUAUUAUUCACAUUCACCACCCAAUUAUGAUACUAUCGAAACCGGAUUGUAUGUUACCUUUAUAAAGGGCCCCAAAAUGAAAUCGUUAGGGUUUUCAAUUGUUGGAGGAAAGGAUUCUGUUAGAGGACCAAUGGGUAUAUUUGUGAAGACUAUUUUUGAAAAUGGCCAGGCUGCUGAUUGUGGAAAUCUUCUUCCAGGUGAUCAAAUUAUAUCAGUGAAUGGUUAUUCUUUUCAUGAAAUGACACACAAUGAUGCUGUACAGUUCUUCAAGAAUAUCAAGACAGGAAGAGUUAUCUUGAAAAUCUUCAGACGAAACAAAAUCACAGCUUCCUUGUAACUAAAUGUCCACAAAACUUUGAAAUUUUGUUAUAAUAACUUAAAUGAAUUGUAAAUUUAUAUAAUUAUUGUUUAUAUUUUGUAAAGUGCCAUUGACUCAGUAGAUUCACAAAUUCUAUUAUAAAAGAGAAUGGAUUUCAAACUG
Harmonia axyridis is the source of this 2638-nucleotide messenger RNA. RefSeq lists its product as uncharacterized. The record is from RefSeq and is a predicted model, not a curated record. Lineage: Eukaryota; Metazoa; Arthropoda; Insecta; Coleoptera; Coccinellidae. Bases 356 to 2494 code for a protein of 712 amino acids. Gene Ontology annotation, molecular function: protein binding. The transcript has 5 exons.